AUGGCAUUAAUUGCGACUUUUGGAAACAUCAUAGCCUUUCUCUACAAUUUUCUCUCAUUUAGGAGCAGGGCUAUUUCUGCAUAUUCAAUCUUUACGUGUAACCUUAACUUUUCAGACAUGCUGAUGGGUCUGUAUCUGUAUAUCAUAGCUUUUAUCAAUUUGGUGUACACUGGGACGUAUGGAUUAGAGGAUUACUCGUGGAGACAUAGUACGCUAUGUACCGUAGCCGGCAUCAUAGCUACUACUUCGAGUGAAUCAUCCGCUCUUUUUGUCUCUUUGAUAACUCUCGACAGGAUUCUAGCUAUCAGAAACCCGUUGUCAUGGAGGCGUUUGACAAAAGUAGGGGCUUCAUUGCUCUCAAUCUUGUCAUGGGUGAUUUCUCUUUCCUUGGCAGUAUUUCCUAUAUUGCCAAUGGAUUUAUCCAGUUUUUAUGAUUUCUACGCUCAAACCUCUAUUUGUAUCUAUCUGCCGUUAUCCGUUCACAGAAAAUCUGGUUGGCAAUAUUCUGUGGCCGUUUUUGUCGGCUUUAAUUUCUUUCUGUUUCUUGGUAUUUUGGUUGGACAAUUUAUGAUACUUUUCGAGGUUAUUAAGUCUGGAAGGAAAGUCCAAUCUUCAGGCACCCUUCAACGAGACAUAGCGCUUGCCAAGUCGGUUUGUGCUGUUGUUGUUACAGACCUUUUCUGCUGGAUUCCCAUAGGAAUAAUAGGCAUGUUAACAUUCUCUGGAAUUGAUGUAUCUCCUGAGGUUUACGCCUGGAUAAUAGUGCUGGUUCUACCUGUUAACUCCGCCCUCAACCCAAUAUUGUACACCUUGUCUGCUUUUUUAAGAGAGAGAAUAAGAAAAACAAAGAAAAACUGUAUCUUGCCAUGUCAAACAAAUGCUGACAGUGCAGAUCCAGAGUUGACCACAACAGCAAUUAAAGAGGAUUAA
Molecule: messenger RNA, 930 nt
Organism: Saccostrea echinata
Lineage: Eukaryota; Metazoa; Mollusca; Bivalvia; Ostreida; Ostreidae
Product: G-protein coupled receptor GRL101-like
Exons: 3
Coding region: 1-930 (309 amino acids)
Biological process (GO): G protein-coupled receptor signaling pathway
Cellular component (GO): membrane
Molecular function (GO): G protein-coupled receptor activity
Source: RefSeq, a predicted model, not a curated record